This is a messenger RNA of Pisolithus orientalis, 246 nucleotides long. RefSeq lists its product as uncharacterized. Lineage: Eukaryota; Fungi; Basidiomycota; Agaricomycetes; Boletales; Pisolithaceae. Bases 1 to 246 code for a protein of 81 amino acids. The transcript has a single exon. The record is from RefSeq and is a predicted model, not a curated record.
AUGAUCCGCUGGCCGAGAGUAUCUAGUGCAGUCGAAUACAGUAACGCAGCAUCUUUCUGGGUGGAGUCAUCCGAUCUUGUUGAUAUCUCUCGCACUCAACACGUUGCCAAGCGUUCUCACCCUGGUCCCCCCCUGUGCUCCACCCAACUCGAGGUAGCUGUCGACAGCGAUCGCGUCAUCAGGGCCAACAGAACUGCCACCGCAGCUGCAGUUGUCGGCAUGCAGAAGUACCUCGUCUUUCAAUAG